AUAUCCUUUUCUUAAAGCUUAAUCUCUCUCUUCGACGAUAGCCUGUUUGAAGAUAUCUCAAGGUGACACACAAUCUUCUUCCAAAAACACUCGGGCGAUCCAACAAAAUUAAGCAAAAUUAAAGUGCUAAGAAAAAAUUGUUUGUAAAAAAAAAUGGCAUCGAAUGGAACAAUAAAGUGUGCAGCGCCAAUGAAGGCAACUUCUAAUGGAGUCUUCCAAGGAGACGAUCCUCUCGAUUACGCGCUCCCUCUUCUUAUAGUGCAGAUAUGCCUCGUCGUUGUGCUCACCCGAGUGCUCGCCUAUUUCCUAAGGCCGUUGAGGCAACCGCGCGUCGUUGCUGAGAUUAUUGGAGGAAUAAUCUUAGGUCCAUCAGUUUUAGGCCGGAAUGAGAAGUAUCUCCACACCAUUUUCCCAGAAAGGAGCCUCACAGUGUUGGACACCGUCGCCAAUCUCGGCCUCCUCUUCUUCCUCUUCCUCGUUGGCCUCGAAAUUGACCCAGCAUCUCUCCGUAGGACCGGGAAAGCAGCCCUCAGCAUCGCCCUAGCCGGAAUCACUCUCCCAUUCGCUCUUGGCAUCGGCACAUCAUUCGUGUUCAGAGCCACCAUCUCCACGGGCGUAAGCCAGGCCCCGUUUCUCAUAUUCAUGGGUGUCGCCCUCUCCAUCACCGCCUUCCCGGUCUUGGCGCGCAUAUUGGCCGAGCUGAAGCUGCUAACCACCGAUGUAGGCCGGAUGGCCAUGUCCGCUGCUGCUGUCAACGACGUUGCUGCUUGGGUUUUACUCGCUCUGGCCAUCGCCUUGUCAGGCACGGGCCAUUCCCCCCUAGUGGCCGUGUGGGUGUUCCUGUGCGGGUCUGGGUUUAUAAUCCUGUGCAUAUUCGUUGCGCCCCCGGUUUUUAAAUGGAUGUCACAACGCUGCCCCGAGGGGCAGCAAGUGGACGAGGUAUACAUUUGUGCUACAUUAGUUGCUGUUUUGGCGGCCGGAUUUGUGACCGAUGCUAUUGGGAUCCACGCGCUUUUUGGGGCGUUCGUCCUCGGUGUUCUCGUCCCUAAGCAUGGAGCCUUCACCGGUGCACUGGUCGAAAAGGUCGAGGAUCUCGUCUCGGGUCUGUUUCUUCCCCUGUAUUUCGUGUCGAGUGGUUUGAAGACGAAUGUGGCAACCAUUCAAGGGGCUAAUUCAUGGGGGCUCCUCAUCUUAGUCAUAUUCACAGCUUGCUUGGGAAAAGUCAUUGGCACUGUUGUGGUCUCUCUCUUAUGUAAGAUCCCUUUCAAGCAGGCUGUAACUCUUGGAUUUUUGAUGAACACCAAAGGUUUAGUGGAGCUAAUUGUCUUAAACAUUGGGAAAGACAGGGGAGUUUUGAAUGAUCAAACAUUUGCAAUUAUGGUGUUAAUGGCAUUGUUCACAACUUUCGUCACGACGCCAAUUGUCGUGACGAUAUACAAGCCGGCUCGGAUGGCGACAUCCGAGUACAAGCGGCGGGUGAUACAGAAAAAGGAGACGGAGCAGAACUCUCAGCACCGUCUCCUGAUCUGUUUCCACAGCACAAGGAACAUAGCAUCCUUGAUCAACCUCAUGGAGGUGUCGCGUGGCACGGGGAACAAACACGGCCUCCGUGUCUACGCGAUGCACAUGAUGGAGCUUUCGGAGAGAUCCUCCGCCAUAGUGAUGGUGCACAAGGGGAGGAGCAACGGGAUGCCGUUUUGGAACCGGAACCGUAAAUCCGACCCGAACCAAGUCGAAAUCGCCUUUGAGGCGUUUGAGCAGCUGAGCCACGUCUCGGUCCAUCCUGCGACCGCCAUGUCGGCCAUGUCGAGCAUGCACGUCGACAUAUGCAACGGGGCCGCCAGGAAGAAGGCGGCGAUGAUCGUGCUCCCGUUCCACAAGCACCAGAGGCUGGACGGGCGGCUCGAGACGACCCGGUCCGAUUUCAGGCAGGUGAACCGGAGGGUUCUCGAGCACGCCCCGUGCUCGGUCGCGAUAUUCGUUGACCGAGGACUGGGCGGGAAGGCCUACGUGGCCGCGAGCAACGUUGACUACACGGUCGCGACCUUUUUCUUCGGUGGACCCGAUGAUCGGGAGGCUCUGUCGUACGGGGCCCUCAUGGCGGAGCACCCCGGGAUAAGGUUCAACGUUGUACGCUUCGUCGUGGACCCCGGCCUGGCCGGAGAUGCUAUCCGGGUGGACUUGGGUGAGCGGGACGGCUCGGUGGAGGCUAAAUCAGAGGAUGAGGAGUUAUUGAAGGAGAAAGUGAGGAAGAAUGGAUCGAUUAGAUUGGAAGAGGUGGUGGUGAGGAAUGCGGCGGAGGCGGUGGAGGCAAUGCGAGGGCAUGAUCGGUGCAAUCUGUUUGUGGUGGGGAGAAUGCCGGAGGGGCAACUGGCGGCGGCUCUUAAGAGCCACAACGACUGCCCUGAGCUUGGACCGGUUGGGAAUUUGCUGAUUUCGUCGGAAUUCUCGACGGUUCCGUCGGUGCUGGUGGUGCAGCAGUAUCGGGUGCAGCUGACUGGUGACUCGCUUCAUUCGCUUAGGAUAGCAGAUGAGUCGUCGGAUUAAUUGAUUUGCAAUAAUUAUGCAAAGUUUGUUACCAUAUAAGAUGGUAUGUAUGUUAUUUGUUGACAUUAGAAUUUCUAGUUGAAGAUUAGUAAAUAUAUUUUUCAAAUUAGAUAUCCAAGUGAUGGAAAAUACAGAAGCUGAAAUUUUUAGCA
Molecule: messenger RNA, 2699 nt
Organism: Salvia hispanica
Lineage: Eukaryota; Viridiplantae; Streptophyta; Magnoliopsida; Lamiales; Lamiaceae
Product: cation/H(+) antiporter 18-like
Biological process (GO): proton transmembrane transport; regulation of pH
Cellular component (GO): membrane; endomembrane system
Molecular function (GO): antiporter activity
Source: RefSeq, a predicted model, not a curated record